Molecule: messenger RNA, 1041 nt
Organism: Spodoptera litura
Lineage: Eukaryota; Metazoa; Arthropoda; Insecta; Lepidoptera; Noctuidae
Product: spermine synthase
Biological process (GO): spermine biosynthetic process
Molecular function (GO): spermine synthase activity
Source: RefSeq, a predicted model, not a curated record
AAAUUCAACUCAAUUUGCCAUUUCCUUCAAUUUCAGUGAGCGGCUUCGUUGAACUUCGUUCUAUUCCUACUCUUGGUUGCGCCGGUCCCGUCCAAUUGUAUAUUCACAAAAACGUUUCAAUUAAAGUUUAAUACUUGAAAAUGUCUGUCCAAACGUUGCUGCUAGACUUCUCGAUCGACCCCGCCCGCCUGGGAGACGAGAUCGGCCAAAAAACAGUAUUCGGGCAGUUGGAAACCGUGCUGAAGGAAUACAUUCCGAAUCUUAUUUUAGCCACCGAGUUAAAGCUGGAAGGUGGAUCUUUGAAGCUGUUGACUGGCAAGAAGGGUUCUACGGUGUCUGUGAGACUGUUUGACCGUGGCCUUGUCACUGUAAACAUUGAAUAUUAUAAGGAGGAGAACGAGGAACCAUUAAUUAACCUCAAGUCGGCGAGAGUAUUGGAAAAUCAGCUGAAAAAAUACAUCAAUAUUAUUAAAUCGCAAGCAUACGCGCCGCUAAAGCGAUGCCUCUUCGGCAGGUACUAUCCGACAUCGGACGAUCGCCUACUAGAGUACGAUAUCGAUGCUGUAAUAUUCGAUGAACAGUCGCCUUUCCAAAGAGUUCAAAUCGUCCAUUCCAAGACUCUCGGCAAUAUGUUGGUGCUAGAUGAAUUACAAAAUAUCUCGGAGGCUGAUCUCAUUUAUACUGAAACUUUGAUGCAAAGAGGCAAGGAGAGUUAUGAAGGGAAAGAAAUCGUCAUCUUAGGUGGCGGCGAUGGAGCUCUUUUGUACGAACUCCUCAAGGAGAAACCAAAGUACGUGUGGAUGCUGGAAAUUGACGAGGUUGUGAUGACUGCUUGCAACAAAUACUUGCGGUCAAUAUGCGGGGAUGUGCUGGAGACAAGAAAGGGCCCUAACUAUGAAGUAAUUUGUUUAUUUUGUUUGUAGUAGUGUAGUGUUUGUCAUUGUACCAUUAUCACUAUCAUUAUACCAACAACAAGACGUCUACUGCUGAACACAUAAUAAUAUCGACCAGAAGAGUCAGGGAAAACCCUGGACUUCCAUA